AUGCUGAGAAAGGCCGUUACCUCGCACCGUCUAUUUUAUGAUAUCUCUUCCAGGGCAGUACGAUGCCCGUUAUUGUCAAUAUUCAUACCUCUCAUAACGUUCUUCAUUAUAGCAUAUCCAUCACUGUCAUCUAUUUGGCAGACCACUUGGUUGACUUCGUGGUACCUCAGCCGAACGGAUGUGGAAUUUAGUCGUCUGGCGAAGCCUGUUGACUUUUCAUUGACCCAACUCUGGAUCACGCAGGUCGAUGGGGGAAAUAUCUUAGGAAGGGCCUCAAUGUUGGAGGCUCUUGCAAUACAAAGCAGGCUUUUGCAUAAUAUUCCGGAGCAAGAUCACAUAAACUUGGUGCAAUCGCCGUUUCAACUAUGGAACAAUACAAUAGAAAUAUUACACAAAGAUCCUUAUCCCUUGAAGACGCUCAACUCCAAAACUCACACCAUACCGAAAUAUCUUCUAAGAAAGGCACUGAAGGUGAACGGUUAUGUAACAUCUGCGGAGGCGAUCGUCGUUAACAUCUUGGCAUCGAAGGAUAAUCUCGAGAGCUUUAGAUCAUCUCUCGGCAAAAAUAUUGAAGAAUUGAACUUACUUCAAAAUGUGACAGGUUUUCAGGUUUAUGACUCGAUGGACGACAGGGAUGCUUCCCUGGAUAUACUUUUUAACAUAAAUGUCCAACCCAUUAAUUCAUGGGAUUUGAUGGGCAGUGUGGGCCUCUUUUCAGCAUGGGCCACAAAAUUUUACGGAGAUUUCAAGCGAACGGCCCUGGUGAAAUCCAAGGUUGGUAUUUCAGUGGCCAUAGUAGCACAGAUAGUAAUCAGCAUGGCAGUGUCGAACACAGUCACGGCCAUUUUCUUUGGAAACAACGUUCACGUACCUUUGACCCUCAUGUGGUUUCCUGUCGUGGUAAUCACAUCCACGGGCUCUAUUGGAAUGCUUGACCAGACGGCAGGCACGAUCAUCUCCGAAUACUCAUACAUGCAGUCCUCCUCAAACUUUGAAGGUGGUGAUCGGGCCCCUUCCAUGAAUUUUAUUUAUGCUACUGUGAACGCCAACGCUUCGUUUCUGGAUAGAAUUUUAAAGUCGAUCUUGAUUGCUGCACUCCUGUUACCAUUCAGUCGACAGACCACUUUCUUCCUCUCUUUGACAGUCGUAACCUUCUUUGUUCUGCAAGCUACUUCUUUCACCUCCAUCCUGAGCCUAGACUACAGGAGAUUGAAUAGUAAUGAACUACUCUUUUUAAGAGACAGUGAUGAGUCCUUGUCAAAAAUUUUAGAUGAUCAAGAUGACCAUUCCAGCCAGAUCGUUCUCAAACGCAGCAAAGCUACUAAUUUUGGCAGCUUCAUUGGCUUAAGCCUUUAUCCCGAUGGGUUUUGCAUAUUAUAUCAAAUUUUCAUUAUCCAACGAUAUGCCUUGGUUCGCCCAUCUUCAUCAUUGCCAUAUAAGGCCCUCACGGGGAAUAUCUGGGGAUCUAGCACUAUAUCCCAGUCAAGCGCAAUUAGUGGCCUAAAGGGAGAAUUCCUGUCUUGGCUACUUCUCACCACAUAUGGGAGCGGGAGUUAUUCCGUAAUUUGGUCUGUCAAUGAAAUGAUAGUAGCACUGAAAGCAGGCUCUACUCUGAAACAAAACUCUUUGGCUAAAGACUUGAAUAUUUUGCAGACGCCUCUCGUCUCAUCUUAUAGGUUUGAUCUCUACUACCUCUUCGAGUUCAUUGUUAUGAUUGUACUACUGUCUUCUAUGGCCCUCCUUGGUCUUCAACUACUUCUCUAUAGAGUGGAAUGGCCCUUGACAACGGAAGAAAAACAUGGCGGGCGAAAUUUAGUGGCAGAUUCAUGCCCUGAAAAUGAACUUACAGCUCGUAAGGCUAAUGAUGGUUUAACUUUCCAUACCAAAGAGCUGUCCGUUGGCGGACACAGUCUAGAUAUAAUGACCAUUUCGACUUCUGAUUCUCCAUUCGUAAUAUCUGUGGGAAUUGACCGCAAGCUCCUAGUAUGGUCUCCCCUAUCCAGUCCUGUUCCGCUACCUACUGAAAUUCCAUUGCGAAAGCAAUUGUGGCCGGUGCUCAAGAUUGUUACGGGCACUAAUGGUAGUUUUACAGCAAUUUUUGCCAAAAGUGGCUAUAUUUCAUGUUGGUCGAGAACAAGUAUGCGAUUUGUGUGGACCAUUAAGGUGGGGUUUGGACCCGAUGAUCUUUUGGAAGCGUUUUUCCGAAUCAAGACGAAACCAGCGUUCUUGAGUAAAACGACUCCAAGCAGUCGGCUUAACACGAUAUCAAAAAGCGGCGCUGAUGAACUGGUGCCUAAAGCACUUAAGAGGCGAGAUAGCAAUGUUUCCAUAUCCUCUAGGAAAUCUUCGUCCUCUGUAUCUCAGGCUUACGCUGCCCAGUAUAGCGAUAGGGCUGCAGUCGUUAAUGCCGAGGCAGAGGAGAACUUAGAGCUCGUUUUUGUGACUUCAGACGGUAACAUAACAAGCGUGGACAUUCGGGGCGCAGUGAAUACUUCUAAAGUAUGCCAGUCGACGCUUCCUCUCUCCUCUUGCAAGAAACUAACCACUCCAAGGGUUAACGACAGACUUGUAAUUUGUGACAGUAAGGGCAAUGUAUACAUUUCCACUGUCGUGAACAAUAGAUGGAGGCCCCGCAAACUUGUCCUGGUCAGAAAUUCGUUCAAUAGGGGCCAAAAAUUGAUGACACCUGCAACCCUAAUGGAUAAUAACCUUCAAGAACGGUCAGCUAAUACAGACGAACCUGCUAAAGAAGAUAUUGUCAUCUCCACGCGUCUUAUUCCGUUUGUAGGUUUGCUGUUGUUGGCCAAAGCUCAUGAUGCAGAAUUGGUCGAUGCGCAAACUGGAACCGUCAUAAAAAACUUUAAAAUCUCGAAUUACAGCCCAGUAACACUUCGUGUAUUUCAUGACGAACCAACGCAUUGUAAAUUUUGCGGUAGUGCUUCAGUUGCAUCUUUGUCAAUUGCUUACAAUGAGCACUGUUCUUCAACCUUAGUUAUGAGGACUUUUAAACCGGAAAGUCGUACUAAAACAAGCAUAUGCCUGCGUGUAGAGAGAGACCCCAGAGAAAUUCGUUGUCUCGGUCUAGAUUCUGUAAUAGAACGAAAGCAUAUCCUCGAAGACGUCGACAAAUGGGAUGCAACGGAUAACAACAUGAUUAUCGGUCUCAAACGAAAACAGAAAAAACGGCCUGAUAGUGUGAUAUCCAAGACGAUGGUCAGAAGUGCUUCUGAGGACAUGAAGCUAGGUGAUAAUCGUUUGAGGAAUCGGAUCGAAAGUAGGAUUAUGAAACCAUCAAAAUCCUUGGAAUAUAACAUUCAUGACAUCUGGGAGGGUUGGACAAUGACUGUCAACGGUACAGUAACGUAUUAUCAAAUUCCUGUCGGUGAAAGUGGGCUGCUCACAAAUAGAAUAGGCCCAGUGGAAAAGUUUGGCGCUAAAUCACUUGUGGUUGGCUUCGGUAACGUUAUGAAAGUAUUUUACUUGGGCCACGAGGAGCUAAUUUUGGCGCCCGAUGGUGCAUCUAAUGAAGAGGAGUCUGGCUUGAAGUUUGUAAAUAAGCGGAGACAGCGGCUCAACGAAAAAAAGGUUUCAAUCAACUAUGGCCAAAUAUGA
Molecule: messenger RNA, 3612 nt
Organism: Lachancea dasiensis
Lineage: Eukaryota; Fungi; Ascomycota; Saccharomycetes; Saccharomycetales; Saccharomycetaceae
Source: the annotation of a GenBank genome assembly